This is a messenger RNA of Cuscuta europaea, 2021 nucleotides long. NCBI's taxonomy places the organism in Eukaryota, Viridiplantae, Streptophyta, Magnoliopsida, Solanales, Convolvulaceae. The record is from the annotation of a GenBank genome assembly.
ACGCUUCCAAUUUCCGAUUGGAAAAAUCGAAACCCUAAGGCGCCAAUUUAUUUGCAGUUCAUGGAUAAGCAGAUCAUGGAUCUAUCGACUUCGCCCAGCGCCGGGAACAGCAAAGCUGAUCUUAUCGAUUUCGUGAACACCGAACAGGAUCUUACCGCAACUGUCCCCAAGAAAGAGGAGAUUGUUCCGAGCUAUGAAUUCCAUCCCAUUCGCCCUGUUGUGUCAUCGCAACAGUCGUUGCCUAACGCUAAUUCAAGCAAUGAAAGUGUUCCUAAAGCUUGGAAUUCCGCUGAUUCUAAAACUAGCACAGCAAGCAUUAUUAAAUAUGGACCUCACGAACCCAUGGAAUCUGUUAAAGUCAUUGUAGAGAAGAAUGAGAAUAGAUUUGAUUCAACCUUGAUAUCUGAGAUUGAUCACAUUUUGAAGAAAUAUACUGAUAACCUGCUGCAUGCUCUGGAAGGUGCAAGUGCACAAAUAUCACAAUUAGAAACAAGAUCACGACGGAUUGAAAGUUCUAUGGAUGAUCUAAAAUUGGCUGUUGGCGACUAUUUUGGGAGCACUGAUGGAAAAUUAAGACACCUAGAAAAUCUUGUGAGAGAGGUGCAUACUGAAGUUAAAGCGAUCAGAGAUAAACAAGAUAUAGUAGAAGCAAAGAUGCAGAUUGCAAAGCUUGAGGUUGAGCAGCAGGUGGUAGAGGACCAUGGCACUCAUCCCAGUGAUUCUUUGCAGGCCGCAUCUGCUCCACAACACUCUCAUCAUCAACAACCAGCUUUUCCUUCUGCUCUUGCACACCUUCCAUCACAAUCCUUUCCUCCACCCCAUCAUCAUCCACAACAGAAUCUGCCAUCUCAGGCACAGAUUCCAAACCAACAAUAUCAGUUGAAUCAAAUUUCUUCAGUUCCUCCUCGAGAAUCUUAUACUCCUGCACCUGGCCUAACACCUGAAAUUCCUAGCCAGAUAUAUCAGAUGCCUUUAUCUCAGCAGAUCCAGCCAUCUCCCCCUCCACCACCACCACAGUAUCAGUCAACACCUCAACUUCAGUACUCUCAGCCUCCUCAAUCAAACUCUGCCUUUCCUUCUGCCAAUCCAUCUCAGUCACCUCAACUUAAACCUCAACCCUCAUUAGGGCAUCACACUGAAGAAGCAUCAUUUAUACCACCACAUCAGGGUUAUCCACCAAAUAUCCACAAAACUCCUUCUAUGCCAUCUGGUGGAGCUUUGUCACAGCAGUUCUAUGGAGCUCCUCCUAACAACAUAUAUGAGAUACCAUCCAUCCGGCCUGGUCCAGGAUUUUCUGGUGGGUAUGGUCCGUCAUCUGUACCUGGUGAACCUUAUCUACAUAGUAGCUCAUUUUCCCAGUAUGGAAGUGGGUCACCCAGCAAAUCACAACUUCCGAUGACCAUGAAUCACCAGAGUGGUGGAAGUGGCUAUACCCAACUUCCAACAGCAAAGAUAUUGCCUCAAGCACCUCCUACUGCAUCUCCUAUUGUUGCCAGUGCAGGUUCUACUGGGUCUGGAAAUAGGGUUCCCGUUGACGAUGUAGUGGACAAAGUGACACUCAUGGGAUUUCCGAGAGACCAGGUGAGGGAAACAGUCAGAAAGUUGACAGAUAAUGGCCAGGCAGUGGACUUGAAUGUGGUUUUGGACAAGUUAAUGAAUGAUGGGGAUGUCCAGCCACCACGAGGCUGGUUUGGCCGGUGAUUUUCUCUCCCCGUUCAUGCCCGUGUACACAAGUUUGGAGUGCUCAUUGCUAUUUUGAUCAAUUCUAUCAAGAGACGUUUCUCUUCAGAAUCACACUCAAGUAUUACAGUAGUAAUAAUGAGUUAGAAUAUCGUUGGUUUGGAUUGAGUGAGCCCAUAUGAUUUACUACGUUAUAAUUUUUAUUCGAGACUAUAAUGGUUAAAUCCAACAGUUCGUCGUAAUUGUAUUUAUUUUAUAGAAGUCUCAAAAUGUUCACGUCAUUUUUUUGUGUUUUUAAUUUACUUUUUCAAUUCUCAAUAACGUUGAAGGAUGUUUUUUUU